Molecule: messenger RNA, 6334 nt
Organism: Rhineura floridana
Lineage: Eukaryota; Metazoa; Chordata; Lepidosauria; Squamata; Rhineuridae
Gene: ABCB11
Product: ATP binding cassette subfamily B member 11
Exons: 27
Coding region: 33-3971 (1312 amino acids)
Biological process (GO): transmembrane transport
Cellular component (GO): membrane
Molecular function (GO): ATP hydrolysis activity; ABC-type transporter activity; ATP binding
Source: RefSeq, a predicted model, not a curated record
CAAUACUAAAAAAGAAAUGUCUUCAAAUAACAAUGCAAAGGGGAACAAGAGCCCUUGGCUCUCCAAAAAGGACAUCAGACGAAAAUAAGAAUGAAAUUCGAGUUGGCUUCUUUCAGCUGUUUAGAUUUGCUUCUUCAUCUGAGAUACUAAUAAUGGUUUGGGGUGGCAUCUGUGCCACUCUUCAUGGAGUCGCCCAGCCAGCCAUGUUGCUUGUCUUUGGGAUAAUGACAGACACGUUUAUUCAAUAUGACAUUGAGAGACAAGAGCUUAGCGAUCCAAACAAAGCAUGUGUGAAUAACACUAUAGUGUGGAUCAACAAUUCCCAUCACCAAAAUGACAGUAAUUCAUCAAUGAGUUGCGGGUUGCUGGACAUUGAAAGGGAAAUGACCUAUUUUGCAAGUUACUAUGGAGGAAUCGGCUGUGCCGUCUUUAUGCUUGGACAUUUCCAAAUCUGCUUAUGGGUAAUCUCAGCCGCUCGGCAGACACAACAAAUCAGAAAAGCCUAUUUCAGGAAAGUAAUGAGGAUGGAUAUAGGCUGGUUUGAUUGUACAUCAGUGGGAGAACUCAAUACACGGAUUUCUGAUGACAUAAAUAAAAUAAAUGAUGCUAUUGCUGAUCAAGUAGCAGUCUUUAUCCAGCGCUUCACCACCUUUGUUAGUGGAUUCCUGUUAGGAUUUGUCAGAGGCUGGAAGCUGACCUUGGUUAUUAUCUCAAUCAGUCCAUUAAUUGGGAUUGGAGCAGGAAUGAUUGGCCUGGCUGUGGCAAAGCUGACAGGUCGAGAAUUAAAAGCUUAUGCAAAAGCUGGUGCUGUGGCCGAUGAAGUGCUCUCAUCCAUCAGAACAGUGGCUGCUUUUGGAGGGGAAAGAAAAGAAGUUGAAAGAUAUGACAAAAACCUAGUGUUUGCCCAAAACUGGGGAAUUAGAAAGGGAAUAAUAAUGGGAUUUUUCACUGGUUACAUCUGGUGUAUCAUUUUCCUGUGUUAUGCAGUAGCAUUCUGGUAUGGAUCAAAACUGGUCCUUGAGGAAGAGGAGUACUCACCUGGCACACUGUUACAGGUUUUCUUUGGAGUUCUGAUAGGCGCCUUAAAUCUUGGCCAAGCUUCUCCUUGCCUGGAAGCCUUUGCCACAGGCCGUGGGGCUGCAACAAACAUCUUUGAGACAAUAGAUAAAAAACCUGCCAUUGAUUGUAUGUCAGAAGAUGGCUACAAACUGGAUAAAGUCAGAGGUGAAAUUGAAUUCCAUAAUGUGACCUUCUACUACCCAUCCAGGCCUGAAGUAAAGAUAUUAGAAAAACUCAACAUGAUUAUCAAGUCAGGGGAAACAACAGCUUUUGUUGGCCCCAGUGGAGCUGGGAAGAGUACCACAGUACAGCUAAUCCAGCGAUUCUAUGACCCUAGCGAAGGCAUGGUUACUCUAGAUGGACACGAUAUUCGCUCCCUUAAUAUUCAGUGGCUGCGUUCUUUGAUUGGCAUAGUUGAACAGGAACCAGUCCUGUUUGCUACCACCAUUGCAGAGAACAUUCGCUACGGUCGGGAAGAUGCCACUAUGGAAGAUAUCAUCAGAGCAGCCAAAGAAGCCAAUGCCUACAACUUUAUUAUGGAUCUGCCUCUGCAAUUUGACACCCUUGUUGGAGAAGGAGGUGGCCAGAUGAGUGGAGGUCAGAAGCAGCGAAUCGCUAUUGCUCGAGCUUUAGUUCGAAAUCCCAAAAUCCUGCUACUGGACAUGGCUACAUCAGCAUUGGACAAUGAAAGUGAAGCUAUAGUGCAAGAGGCCCUUCAUAAGGCUCGUGUUGGGCGCACUGCAGUCUCCAUUGCUCACCGCUUAUCCACAGUCAGAACUGCAGAUGUCAUAAUUGGUUUUGAACAUGGAAGAGCAGUGGAAAGAGGAAAACAUGAGGAUCUGAUGGAACGAAAAGGGGUUUAUUUCACUUUGGUAACUUUGCAGAGCCAAGGAGACAAAGCACUCAUUGAAACAUCGAUACAAGGGUCUGAAUCAAAACUUGAGAGAACUCCAUCUUUCAUCAGGGGAAGCUAUCGGGCUAGCUUAAGAGCUUCCCUUCGACAGCGUUCUAGAUCUCAGUUGUCAAAUAUAGUACCUGACCAUCCAAUGUCAGUUGCCCGAAAUCUUUCAGAGCAUAUCUAUAGCACAACUCAGUAUGAAGAAGAUGGCACACCAUUUAAGAAGAAUCCGAUGACUGCAGAGGUAGAAGAAAUAAAACCUGCUAAUGUUACGAGGAUUUUGAAAUACAAUGCUGCUGAAUGGCCAUAUAUGCUGCUUGGAUCCAUUGGAGCAGCCUUCAAUGGGGCAGUCAACCCACUAUAUGCCUUGCUGUUCAGCCAGAUUCUUGGAACAUUUUCCAUACUUGAUGAAGAAGAACAAAGACUGCAGAUCAACAACAUCUGCUUGCUCUUUGUAUUUGUUGGAGUUAUAUCAUUUUUUACACAGUUCUUACAGGGAUAUACAUUUGCAAAGUCUGGUGAACUACUUACAAGACGGUUAAGGAAAACUGGCUUCCAGGCUAUGCUAGGUCAAGAAAUUGGUUGGUUUGAUGACCACAGGAACAGCCCAGGGGCCUUGACUACAAGACUAGCAACUGAUGCAUCUCAGGUUCAAGGGGCAACUGGCACCCAGAUAGGAAUGAUUGUGAACUCCCUCACCAAUAUUGGAGUGGCCAUUAUUAUCGCAUUCUACUUCAGCUGGAAGCUUAGCUUAGUCAUCACCUGUUUCUUGCCCUUCUUGGCUUUAUCUGGAGUGGUGCAGUCUCAAAUGAUGACAGGUUUUGCCUCUCAGGACAAGCAAGCAAUGGAAGCUACUGGAAAGAUUUCCAAUGAAGCCCUCACAAAUAUUAGGACUGUAGCUGGAAUUGGGAAGGAGAAAAAAUUUAUUGAAGCAUAUGAAAAAGAGCUGGAAAUCCCUUACAGAGCAGCAGUCAAAAAAGCAAAUGUUUAUGGAGUUUGCUUUGGCUUUGCACAGUGUGUGUUGUUUAUAGCCAACUCAGUCUCUUAUCGGUAUGGAGGAUUUUUAGUUAACAAGGAAGGACUUCACUACAGCUAUGUAUUCAGGGUGAUUUCCUCUAUUGUGACCAGUGGAACUGCUUUAGGAAAAGCAUCAUCUUAUACACCAAAUUAUGCCAAAGCAAAAAUAGCUGCAGCUCGCUUUUUCCAGCUGGUGGAUCGGAUUCCCCGAAUCAGCGUUUACAGUGAUGCUGGAGCAAAAUGGGAUAAUUUUCGUGGAAGCAUUGAAUUUCUGAACUGUAAGUUCACAUAUCCUUCUCGUCCCAACAUCAAAGUGCUAAAUGGUCUUUCAGUGUCUGUGAAAUCUGGACAGACCCUUGCCUUUGUUGGAAGUAGUGGAUGUGGCAAAAGUACCAGUGUCCAACUUCUGGAACGUUUUUAUGACCCUGAGGAAGGAAAAGUGUUGAUAGAUGGACAUGAUACCAAGAAAGUAAAUGUCCACUUUCUCAGAUCUAAAAUUGGAAUAGUGUCUCAGGAACCUGUGCUGUUUGACUGUAGUAUUGCUGACAAUAUUAAAUAUGGCGACAACACCAGAGAGAUUUCUAUGGAAAAAGUGAUCUCAGCAGCCAAGAAGGCCCAGCUCCACGACUUUGUCAUGUCACUUCCUGAUAAAUAUGAAACUAAUGUUGGAGCUCAGGGAUCAUUGCUGUCUCGUGGACAAAAGCAGCGCAUUGCUAUAGCUCGAGCCAUUGUCCGAGAUCCCAAGAUCUUACUACUGGAUGAAGCGACAUCUGCAUUAGAUACAGAAAGUGAACAGACUGUGCAAGCUGCACUGGAUAAAGCUAGAGAAGGCCGAACGUGCAUUGUCAUAGCCCACCGUUUGUCUACCAUUCAGCAUUCUGAUAUCAUAGCUGUCAUGUCUCAAGGAGUGAUAAUCGAAAAGGGCACUCAUGAAGAACUGAUGGCCCAGGAAGGGGCAUACUACAAACUGGUCACCACUGGUGCACCGAUCAGCUGAGCUUUCACACUUAACCUCUGACACGAUCGAUAUGAUUUUCUUGGGGAUGUACUAAGGCCAGGAUGAGCAUGUCAGCAGUCUUUAUGUUACACAAAGUUGACUCUGCUGUUAUAUAAUAAUAUACCUAUGGAGGUGCCCUACUUGCCAGAUUGUGACUUGUCCCUUCAGUCAUAAAACUUGCAGUGGUAUGAAGAAAGGCAAUAUCUGAAACUGUGAUGCUGCAGGGAGAGUGCUGAGAACCUGAUUUUUGUCAAUGGAGAACCAGUUCUAUCAAAUUAUAUGUCUGGAUUAUUAGCCCACCGAUAUGCAGCACCAGUGAGGAAAACAACUGCAGACCUACAACCCUAGGUCCACAAGGAUGCUUCCACUUGAUAAUCUGGGCAAAUGGUGGCAUCCAGCCACAUGUCCCAAUGCUUCUACUGAACGCACAAUUGUGAUCAUGGAAAUACCUAGACUAGGGAUGGGCUAGAAUUCCGCCCAGUUGAGAUUUGGUACUGAAUUUUCCAUUAAUUUGUUUGUUUGCUAUUGUUAAGGAUUUGAUUUUUAUGUAGUGAUUUUCCGCAGCUAUUUUCAGAAAUGGAUUUUUUUUAAAAAAUUCACAUCGAUAUUAAUGUUAAUAUUUUAUUGAUAUUUCUUUCAAUGUAUCAAUAUUUCCUUAAUUUAUUGACAUGUCCUUUAAAUAUUAAUAUUGAUAUUAAUAUUAAUAUAAUCUGCUUUUCUGAGGGGGAAAAAGGAUUGGUAAAAGCAGCGACUUGCAGAUAAAGAAAGAACUCAAAUCGAUACCAGCCCAUUAGGUUGGCUUAAUGCUUUCAAACCAACCGGCCAACAGAUCCUAUCCCUAACCUAGACACAAGUGUCCAUACAUUCAUAAACAGAAAGGAAGCAUUGUAGGCUGGGUGUGCCUGUCUGCCAAGGAAGUGGAUGUUGUUCUGGGUGGUUUUAAAAAAAAAUAAAGCAGCUGUUAUAUCUUGAAUAUGUUCGGGUGAAAACACACUCACUGUUCUGCUGGUUCCAGUGCAUCUCCACCUGAAAACAAGGGCACACUGUGCUACUCAAACCCCGCCCCUUCUUACUGUAAAACCUGGUGGGAGCAGCUUGAGUGCAUUCUUUAAAAAAUUCCGCUUCAAAAUUUCACAGCUGAUCGGGAAAUCAACCUGUCCCCUCCCAGGUUUGGCUAAUGCAAAACUCUUUGAUCUGGUGCCUCCUGUGUUUGCAGCCUUCAUCUCACCCAGCCGUGUCAGCAGCUUCCUAAGGUCUUGAACGAAAGUGUUUCCCAGUCCUGCUACCUGAUAUCUUUUAACUGAGAUGCCAGAGAUUGUACCUGGGAGGACAUAUUUCAGAAGCAGGUGCUUCCCCGCUAAGCUAUGGUUCUUCUUACAGUAGUGAGCUGUCCUUUCCCCUGCACAAGCACUUGCUCAUUACAAAGGCAUAUGGAGCUGCCACAGUGCUUUUCGCAAUAUAAAAAACACCAGGAGUGCAGCUGAGAGUGGGAGGGGAAAACUGGAGAUCAGUCUCCGCCAUAGGGUUGUUUAUACUGAUGCUGCAGAGAUGACAGUAAAAUUACCAUCCGUGUUUAUUGUUGACUCAGGAAAAGAAAACACAAAAAGGGGGAAAGGCAAAUCAGCGUCACAUUAGUCAAUCCUGUGGGAGCAGGAAAUGUUUCUUACCAUGUGUUUGCAGAAAUGAGCAACCUAGUCUAACUGUGAACAUCUAAACCAGCAACCUUCACAACAGGGCUGGUUCUAAAGGGCGGCCAAGUUGGGCACUGGCCUGAGGACCCCAGAGCUACAGGGUCCCCUGAGGGGCCCUCCGCUCCCCUUCCUUAAUCCGUGCCCCCCAUGCCCCCCCACUUACCUGUCAGCCGGCUUUUUAGCAUUGCCCUUAAUGAAGAUGGCAGCCGCAGCUUCCCUAAGGUACUGAAGCCGCUGCCGCCAUCUUAGUUGAUGGCAGAGAUGUGUGCGCAUAGCACGUGUGCCAUCAACAAAGAUGGCAGUGGAGGCUUCAUUCCCCUUAGGGAAACCGCAGCCACCGUCUUCAUUAAGGGCAAUGGUAAAGACUAGACAGGUAGGGGGGGCACGUGUGUGCGCACACCCACCCACCCACUGGGGGGCCAGGGCAAGCUGAUGUCCAAGGGCCCCCACAUACCUGGAGCUGGCCCUGCUUCACAACAACCAUUCUGGCUGGGGCUGGUAGGAAUUGUAGUCCAAAGCCAGGUUGGGGAAAGCUGGUAAGUAAAGAAUCUAAAUUGUUUCCUGAAUAGAAGCAAUUAUACAGAAAGGAGAAUGUAUAUUGCCUUUUCCUCCUCAAUCCACAAUUUGGCUAACUAGCACCUUGUGUACAAAUAUACGUUUUCACUAAAGCAA